Phycomyces blakesleeanus NRRL 1555(-) is the source of this 333-nucleotide messenger RNA. RefSeq lists its product as hypothetical. The transcript has 2 exons. Lineage: Eukaryota; Fungi; Mucoromycota; Mucoromycetes; Mucorales; Phycomycetaceae. Bases 1 to 333 code for a protein of 110 amino acids. The record is from RefSeq and is a predicted model, not a curated record.
AUGAUUACCCAUAUCUUUUAUUCCUUGUAUACCUUCUUUACAUCUCCAAAGCCAAAAUUAGUUGACACAAUGUGUGACAUGUAUAAUGGUGCAGUUUGGAAAGAACUCAAGAAUAGUAAUAGUAUUUCAUUUGUUGAGCAACCUUGUUUGCUGAUGCUGACACUCAAUAUUGACUGGUUCCAGCCAUUUGAUAAAGUGACAUACUCUUGUGUUGCAAUCUACCUGACCAUCAACAACUUGCCUUGCAGUGACCUGUUUAGAGCCAAGAAUUUAAUUCUCAUAGAACUUAUGCCUGGUCCUGAGAAGCCUAAAACCAACAAGAUAAAUAACUAA